Molecule: messenger RNA, 450 nt
Organism: Dibothriocephalus latus
Lineage: Eukaryota; Metazoa; Platyhelminthes; Cestoda; Diphyllobothriidea; Diphyllobothriidae
Source: the annotation of a GenBank genome assembly
AUGCUGGCUGUGGCGCUUGUCGCUCUGUUCGAUCGUCUCUCGCGCCCUUCUUCGUUGUCAAAGAAAUCAGCAAAGGUCUCUACAACCUGCCAGUGUGCUUCCGAUCUGCACAACUUGCUCGCUGCUCUGCGGAAAUGCUUCAACACCUACCAAAUCUCCUUAACGACUCUGAAAACAGCAUUUCACGACGUGAAAUCUUUGCUUCCAGCUGAUGGCAUUCUGCAGCCGGAAGGCACCGUCGUCUUCGAAAUGUUUAGUCUGCUUUCGGUGGCUUCUUCUAUGCAGCCGGCCGUGAAACCAUCUUCACGACCGGGGGACGAUAUUCGUGCAAGCUCCCGCACUCCUUACCCCUCACUUCCAACUGAUGCGGGCAGCACAACUUCUGCCUCCGCCCCAGACGACGUAUUUGAACGUCGACUGGCCUAUAUAGCCUUCAUGGUGGAAUUACUU